Penicillium olsonii is the source of this 909-nucleotide messenger RNA. The record is from the annotation of a GenBank genome assembly. NCBI's taxonomy places the organism in Eukaryota, Fungi, Ascomycota, Eurotiomycetes, Eurotiales, Aspergillaceae.
AUGUCUGCCCAAGAAGAAUUCAACCAGCUGGUGAACAACCGCCCACACUACACCUCUCACCCGGAGGACCGCGACUCCGACCCCCACUACUCCGACGAAGAACCUCUGAACAAGCACAACGGCGACUCCUCCGACGAAGACGAAAACAUGGUCUCCUCCCGGGCUCCCAACUACCACGUCCCCAACACCGUCUACGACGCCAACACCGGCCCCAAGGGCGUCAUCGCGGAUGCCCAGGCCUUCGAGCGCGCCCGCAAGAAGUCCUUCCGCCGUACCCUGCUCAACGCAGCGGGUAUCAACCACGGCCCGUCGUUCAAUUCCAAGUCUACUCGGGAUGAGUCACCGGCGGGUGAUUCCUCUUCGAGUGAUGAUGACGACGAAGCCCGCUUCAUGAAUAAGUGGCGCGCGUCUCGCAUGCACGAAUUGCAGAAUCAUAAUAAGCGCCGCCCUAGUCCGCGGGGUAGACGGUUCGGCUCGGUUGACACCGUUGAUGCGGUGGGGUAUCUCGAUGCCAUUGAGAAGGUCACUUCCGAUACAGUGGUUGUGGUUUGCAUCUUUGAUCCGAAGUUCGAUGAUAGUGCCAUUGUUGAGGAAUGCCUCGUUACAAUUGCCCGUCGACAGCCCACGACCCGCUUUGUGAAGAUGCAUCAAGAUAUCGCUGAGAUGGACCACAUCAAGGCUCCGGCUCUGCUGGCCUACCGGGGUGGUGAUGUCUUCGCGACCAUCGUCGAUGUGUUGCGUAGCAUCCCUCGUGGACGCAGUUGCAGCGCCGAUAGUUUGGAAGAUCUGUUGAAAUUGUGUGUAUCCCCCAUUCUGGUUGCCUUCCAGUCACUAACCUGUCCAGGCACCGUGUGCUAUAAUAUACAAUUCGAUAUUCGCUUUCUUUUGUUUCAUGUUGUGCAACGGUAG